Messenger RNA from Stegodyphus dumicola, 3001 nucleotides. Its product is annotated as dynein beta chain, ciliary-like. Gene Ontology annotation, molecular function: dynein light intermediate chain binding; dynein intermediate chain binding. Gene Ontology annotation, cellular component: axonemal dynein complex. NCBI's taxonomy places the organism in Eukaryota, Metazoa, Arthropoda, Arachnida, Araneae, Eresidae. The record is from RefSeq and is a predicted model, not a curated record. Gene Ontology annotation, biological process: microtubule-based movement.
AAGUAGAUAUUUGACUGAUUUACUUUUGAAACAAAUAUUCUUUAUGAGCAUUAUGUAGACGACAUUUUAUACUUUAUCAUUAAUACAUUAACAAGAGCCUGCAAAGAUUGUACGAAAAGAUUGCUAAUGUCUGAAUCAUGAAAAGACAAGCACUUUCUUUAUUGUAUUUCAUUGUAGAGCAGUUAAUUCAGCAACAUCAACCUCUCAACCGUAACACGAAGGAGCGAAAUACAAUUUAAAAGUCCGAUUUUUCGCAUUUCUUCGUUGCUUAGAGCAAAUGAUGGCAGUCUGAUUUUAAAUUUAUAUAUAGUAGAAUUUUGGAAAACGUUUUCAUAAUUGAAUUUUAUGUACAUAUUUCAAUGAGCAUAUGUCUUCUCAAUUACCAGAAAGUGAGGACCUUCGUAUCGAUCAUAUACGAAAUGUUACUUUGCAACUUUUGGACAUCGAUCACAGUUUUUGGGUAGAUUUUAUUUGGAAAGAAGAAAACCAAGCUAUUAUUAAAGAUUUCUUAGAUUCUCCAACUACUGUGAUGCUUUUGGCAUUUUGUGAUCGAAAUGGAAAACUUAGAUUAUCUGUGGAAAUGCCAGAACGUCCACCAAUGCCUAAUAUACUGGCCUUUUUUCUCAAACACAAUGCAGUCAUUUCAGUGACGGAUUGUAAAGCCGAAAUCAGUUUUGGGAAUAUUUAUGAUAAACCACUGAAUCACUAUUAUGAAUGUUUUGAAAAGGUCAUUUGUCCUAUUUUCUGCAAUCCCUUAAAUAAUGAAAGAUGGCCCAAAGAAAUUGCAGAUGAUAUUGCUCUUCAUUUCCAAAAUUUCCAGAAGUCACUGACUUAUCAUAUUGGUCUUGCACAUGGAAAGACCAUUUUGAUGAUACCAGAAACUGCGAGACAAAUUGCAAAUAUGGAAAUAGAAAACAUUUCAUGUGAAAAUACUGACUGGAAGCAUAUCAAUUCCAUAACUGAAAUGCUAAAAGACUGGAUUCCUAUCAUCACUGAAAUUUUGGAACUCACCCCUGAACAUAUUCUUUCAAAAGUUGACCAAGGGCCACUGACUGAAAUUACAUUUUGGAAUGAUCGAAAAAAUAACUUGGAAUUCAUAUAUUUACAAGUGAAUGAUCCUAUUAUUCAAAAAAUGGUUUCAGUACUUGAAAAGACAAAUAAUCACCAUUUUCCAAAAUUUAAAAAAUUGCUUCAAGAUGUUGCUGAAGGAUUAGAUGAAGCUAGAGAAAUAUGUUCUAGUUUAUCAGAAAUAUCACCUCAGUUACAAGCAUUAGAAGCAUGUGACUUUGAUAAACUAAUAGAUGAAAUUCCUGCUUUUAUAAAAUCACCAUGGAUUCCAUGCAAGUAUUACAGAACUGUUCCAAGUAGAAUUUCUGUAUUGUUGAAGAAGAUUUGCAAUCUUAUAAUUGAAAAGAUUUUAGAAUUUUUAAAUCCUUUAAACUUAUUUAAAGAAGAUCGAAAACAAGCAGCAAGAAAUGUGAAGUUAUCAGUUGAUGUUAUUAAUACAUUUUUAAAGUCAUAUAGUAACAGCCAUGAAGUUGAAACUCAAUGUGAUGAAAUGUAUCCUUGGAAAUAUCCAGAUUCAAGAAUCUUUACAAGAUUUGAAGCAUUUGUGCAGAGACUGAAUGAAAUUAAUGAAAUAUUUGAAGCUGCUGACACAUAUUUUAGUAUUCCUAGUCACAAAAUUGUGAGCAUUCGUCAAGCAACAUAUAGAGUGAGAUUAGAAGACAUUUUUAACACAUUUUCAGAAUGUUAUAAAGUUUUUGAAGAAAGCUCUUACAAUCCUUUGGACCUUAAAUCUACAGCCUUUGUUGAAGAUUAUGGUGUGUUUUAUGGACUUUUACAAGAAUUGGAUCACAAAUUGGGUAUUCUAGUAGGUCAAGCAUGCAUAACUUGUGUUUCAACAGAAGAUGCUUUCAAGUUAAUGAAUGUGUUGAGUGAUCUAACAGAAAGACCUUUAGCAAAAGUAGAGUUCAAGAAGUUGAUUUCUUCAUUAACAAGUUCUGUUUAUGUGGAAGUUCUGAGUGCAAAGGAAAAUUAUGAUAAACUGAUGAUUCUUAUGGAAGGGCCUGCUAAAGGAAUAACAUACAAAAAUCUGCCUAUUAUUUGUGGAGCAAUACAGUGGUCUGAAGAUUUACAAAAUAAAUUAUUCUCUCCUAUUGAAUCUUUCCAGAAAAUUGAAGAUUUUUUUAAAAAGUCAGAUGAUGUUGAAGUUAUUCUGAAAACCUACCAAGAUAUAAAAGCUCUGCUAACUAAAUUUCAGACUGAUAUUAUUGAUAAAUGGAAAGAAGUACUAUCUUCUGUUGAAGAAAAACUAGACUGCCCUUUACUUCUCACUGAUGACAAAAAUUGUGUACUUCUAAAUUUUAAUCCACAAAUAGCUGAUAUUGUUCAAGAGAUUAGAUAUAUCAAACAAACGGGAAAAAAUAAUUUGUUACCAAAUGAAGCUUUAAUAUUUGAUGAGAAGUCUGAAAACUUGCUUUUGACAAGAUCCUUGCUUGCCUGCAGUGUACGAUGGUUCAAUGAUUUAACUCUAAAUUUGUCUGACUAUGAAAAAAAUUUGAUUUCUGAACAGUGGCAAGAAAUAAAAAGUUUGCUGGAGAAAGGUUAUUCAGAAAAGUGGACAAAUAAUGAUUCUCAAGAUUAUGCCAAAAAGCUAUAUGCAGUUACAAAAACUAUUUUUGAUAGCGUGAAACAAGCAAAAGAAAAUGUUAAAAAUGUUCAAGAAUUUAUCCAAACCUGGAGCAAAAUACCCAUUUAUGUUCGUGAAACUCCUACUUCUUUGGCCGAUUUUGCAUUUUACACAACACCAAGAUUAAGGCAGCAAAUAAAUUUUGUUAUUCAGACAGCAGAGAUUAUGGACAGAGUAUUAGAUGACUCAGCCAAUCCGAUGUCACCGCCUGCUCACGUGAUCAUGGUCAUUUUCCCUUCUAAACUUUCGACAGUUCGUCUUGGACUCAGGUAUCAGUUUAUCUCCACACCCACAGCGGAACACACUUGA